UUGAAAAUUAUUUUAAAAUUAUUGCGAAAAGCAGUGACAAUUACAUUGGACCAAGAACAGAUAUCAAAACCCACCUCCAACAUUUCUACCCCAGCUAAAGGAAUUAUCUCAAAGGCAAAAGUAUAAGCAAAACAAAAGGAAAUCAAACGCUGGUGCAGAUUAACAGCUGAAGUUUUUGCUUGAAGCGAAGUAAUUUAUCUUUUUUGUGAUAGACAAACACAUACAUCCCCCUCCCCCCGUCUUUGCUGCACAGCACACUUGCUAGUAAGGUGUUGCCAACAAUUUCAAUAAUGUGUGGCCUUACUAAAAUUAUUGUAAUUAUGUUCCUAAUUACGAUUACCAAGUUUUUACUUAUCGAUGCUGACCAUACAAUGCGUGCAGCAAAUCUGUUGACCCUCACGGCAUUUGGGUCAUUGUUUUGGUCGCGGAUCGGUGCAGUAGACACAAGACAGCAUUACGACAACUCAAUUCAGUCUGCUAAUGCGCAUCAUUUAGCAAAACGCAUGGACCUGGAAUCAUGCCUAGGUCAAUUUGAUGUUCAUAAAAACACAAUAAUACGGACCGGUGAAUCGCAGGCAAUUGGUGGUAAAUAUUUGCAAGGUCUUGAACUGGACACAAUGGAAGAAUGUCAACGAUUAUGCUGCGAAACUGAUUCUUGCGAUGUUUAUAUAUUUGAAGACAAGAACGACGGCUACUGUUAUCUUUUUGAAUGCGGUCCACCAGAAAAUUUCCAUUGCAAAUUUACAAGACAUGCCAAUUAUACAAGUGCAGUAUUGACAACUAUUCGACAUAUACCAGAAACCACCACUCCCCGCCCUACUUUACCACAUAUUGCAACAACAAAUAUAUCUCAACAAGAAUGGGAGUUAUCAAAUUUAAAGGUAAAACAAGAAACUCGGGAGAAAACUUCUGAGAACGUACCAGGAAACGGUGGCGUGGUAAGCUCCCCUAUCGGUACAAGUAAUACUGUUGGUACAAAUAAUAUUGCUGCUGGAAGUAAUAGUAUAGUGGCAGUAUUACCACAAAGUAACAGUCAAAAUGAAAUUAGCAACACACAAAAAGUCACUAAUAUAACAGCGAACUGCGGUCGAUUUCAGUUCAGCUGUCACUCCGGUGAGUGCAUUGCUGUCUAUAACGCGUGCGAUGGCAUACCACAGUGUGAAGAUGGCAGUGAUGAAGGUCCAGAGUGCUCUGGUGCUACUUCAUCUUCUUCAGCUGUUAAUGCAGCUAUUCCUGCUACAAAUACUGCUCCCCAGACAAAUGGAAAUUUGGACACGUCGACUAUUACCAAUAAUAACAAUAAUAUAUUAGAUCCUGUUGUGUAUUCUUUUGAUAUAAAUGCUCAAAUCGAACAACUUCUGGUUGCUUAA
This is a messenger RNA of Teleopsis dalmanni, 1370 nucleotides long. RefSeq names its product low-density lipoprotein receptor-related protein 11-like. The transcript has 5 exons. Lineage: Eukaryota; Metazoa; Arthropoda; Insecta; Diptera; Diopsidae. Gene Ontology annotation, molecular function: protein binding. Bases 291 to 1370 code for a protein of 359 amino acids. The record is from RefSeq and is a predicted model, not a curated record.